This is a messenger RNA of Nycticebus coucang (slow loris), 1894 nucleotides long. It is a transcript of the gene IL10RB, whose product is annotated as interleukin 10 receptor subunit beta. Gene Ontology annotation, molecular function: protein binding; interleukin-10 receptor activity. Bases 33 to 1004 code for a protein of 323 amino acids. Lineage: Eukaryota; Metazoa; Chordata; Mammalia; Primates; Lorisidae. The transcript is spliced from 7 exons. The record is from RefSeq and is a predicted model, not a curated record.
CUGCCGCCCCGCCCCCCCGGCUCCCGGAAGCCAUGGCGCGGAACCUGGCGAGGUGGCUGGGUGGCUGCCUGCUGGUGUCAGCAUUGGGAAUGGUGCCACCUCCUGAAAAUGUCAGAAUGAAUUCAGUUAAUUUCAAGAACAUUCUACAGUGGAAGUCACCUGCUUUUCCCAAAGGGAAUCUGACUUUCACAGCUCAGUACCAAAGUUAUAGGAAAUUCCAAGAUGUAUGCACAAGAGCUGCCUCGACGGAAUGUGAUUUCUCAAGUCUUUCCAAGUAUGGGGACCACACCUUGAGAGUCAGAGCCGAAUUUGCAGAUGAGCAUUCAGACUGGGUAAACAUCACCUUCUGUCCUGUGGAUGACACUGUCAUUGGGCCUCCUGGAAUGCAUGUAGAAAUGCAUGCUGAUUCUUUACACAUGCGUUUCUCAGCCCCCCAAAUUGAGAACGAACCUGAAACGUGGACCAUGAAGAAUAUUUAUGACUCAUGGGCUUAUAAUGUGCAAUACUGGAAAAAUGGUACUGAUGAAAAAUUCCAGAUCACUCCUCAGUAUGACUUUGAGGUCCUCAGAUACCUAGAACCAUGGACAACUUACUGUGUUCAAGUUCAAGGGUUUCUUCCUGAUCGCAACAAAACCGGCCAGUGGAGUGAGCCUGUCUGUGAGCAAACAACUGAUGACGAGACGGUCCCCUCCUGGAUGGUCGCCUUGGUACUCAUCGGGUGUGUCUUUGUGGCCGUCCUGGUGCUCCUGGGCUGUUUUGCUCUGCUCUGGUGCAUUUACAAGAAGACAAAGUACGCCUUCUCCCCUGGGAACUCCCUCCCGCAGCACCUGAAAGAGUUUUUGGGCCACCCUCAUCAUAGCACACUUCUGUUUUUCUCCUUCCCACUGUCUGAUGAGAAUGAGGUUUUUGACAAACUAAGUGUCAUUGUAGAAGACUCUGAAAGCAGCAAGCAGAACCCUGGUGUCAGCUGCAGCUUCAGGACACUCUCUGAGGAGGGACCCUAGAGCUCAUCUCUGAGGCGGAAACUUGGCUGGGCACGAUGACCCCUACUCCUCACAGCCACCUCAGCCAGUGAUCAAAGCCACAGACAAGGCUGAAGACCCCCUGAGCCAACCCCACUUCUAUAACUCCUAGUCCCCAGGCUUGUGUAAACCACCAAGGAGCCAGACUGUUGAGGCUCACUUGGCAAAAACACUCCACCUUGGGGACUUACUUCUUUAUAAAGGUCUGAACAAUUUUCUUUUCUUGUUUAACAGUUUUCUUUAAAAAAUUGACCACUGAGGCUUGACGCCCAUAGCACAGUGGUUACGGCACCACCCACAUAUAUUGAGGCUAGCGGGUUCAAACCCGACCCAGGCCAGCUAAACAACAAUGACAACUCCAACAAAAAAUAGCCAGGUGUUGUGGCGGGCGCCUGUAGUCACAGCUACUUGGGAGGCUGAGGCAAGAGAAUUCCUUAAGCCCAAAAGUUUGAGGUUGCUGUGAGUUGUGAUGCCACGGCACUCUACUGAGAGCAACAUAGUGAGACUCUGUCUCAAAAAACAAAAAAGUUGUCCACUGAGAAUGUCAUUUUCAGCCUCUUAAGCUCCCUAAAUUAGGACCACUUUUUAAUAGUGAGAAAUGGAUGUAUUUAAAAGGAGGAAUAAACAUGGGGAUACUUGUCAUCCAGGAGCAGGUUUUUUUUUUUUAAUAGAAAUGCUGUAAAAUUCUACCAGAUACCAAUAGACUGAUCAGAAAAGGUGAUCACCUCAAUUCAAAAGUGAUUAGCACCAUGCUGCACAGAACACAGACUUUUUGUAUUCUCUGUAAUACUUUGACUGCAUUUAUUUUCCUACCUAUGUAUGUUUUAUAUGUAUACUACUGGUGUUCUAUUAAAGUUUCAUUCUCUAUUGAA